UUAUCAACCCUUUACCACGUACUCAAAGUCACAUUAUACAUUUAAAAAAUCUGUAAAAAACAACUCGUAAACAUGUCAAGUUACCGUAUUUUAAGCUGACAAACAAAAGCUAAGUACUCGAGUACAGCAAUUCCAGCUUUAGAUCGAAUCCACCCAUUUCGCAGUAAAUCCUUGCUGGGUAUAAUGUCGUUUUCAAUAAAUUCUUUCGUUUUAUUCGCAAUUUGUUCCCAAUUCUUCUGGUCUUGUUACUGCCAAACAUAUUUAAAAGCAAACGGGGACACAGACUCGACCUAUGACCUUAUCGCCAAAGUUUUGGGUGGGGGAAAAGAAGCAGUGGAAACGCCUGACUGUGCCCACCCAUCAUUUCCUCACCAUAUUUCCCAAGUCCAAGAUGACGACUUGAAUCGCCCAGUCUUUGCAUUUUACAUCCAUGUCACACCAGAUAAUGAUCGAUGCGAGAAGACGGACAGGCAACGCACCGAAAUAAAAACGUUUGGCCCAUCUCCAAAAGAACUCAAGGGAUUCGAAGGAGAAAGCGUCUCUUUCUCUUGGAACUUUAAACUCGACACCGGAUUUAAAGCUUCUACGGCCUUUACUCACAUUCAUCAAAUUAAAGCAGGCGAUGGUCCAAAUGCUGGAUCCCCAAUUAUCACUCUCACUCCAAGAUUUGUAAAAAAUUCAAACAAGCAAUUGCUUCAAGUACUUCAUGUAGGAGACACCGAAACCACUGUUAACAGGUUGAAGGAAGUGGAUCUGUCGCCAUUUAUUGGAGAAUGGGUUCAUGUCAGCGAGCUUAUCACGUACGGAAGUAGUGGCAAAUAUCAAUUGGCCAUCAAACGGUUGAAGGAUGGCAAAUCGUUGCUGUCUGUAAAUAAAGAUCAAAUUGAUUUGUGGCGACAAGGAACGAUAUUUGUUCGCCCAAAAUGGGGAAUUUACCGAAGCCUGGGGGAUAAGUCGAGAUUGAGGGACGAGACUGUUUUAUUCGAUAAUUUCUGUCUUGGAAAAGGUAGCAAAAAAUGUACCUAAAUAUUUUCCUUCAUUAAUAUUGUCAUUUGAAUAAAACACAUAUUACCGGAA
Molecule: messenger RNA, 1077 nt
Organism: Folsomia candida
Lineage: Eukaryota; Metazoa; Arthropoda; Collembola; Entomobryomorpha; Isotomidae
Exons: 4
Coding region: 184-1026 (280 amino acids)
Source: RefSeq, a predicted model, not a curated record